AUAUUGGCUGUUGUCCUGUGUAGGGAGCGGCGGCGGUGGCGGCGCGAGUGGAGCAAAGGAGCGGCGCGAGUGGCAGCAUGACUCGGAGGCGGAGCAGGCCGAGCGGCGGCGCGGGCCGGCGCGAACGGGCACGAGCCGCGGGGCUGCAGAAGCCCCAGGCGCCCGAGCCCCCGCCGCCGCCAAGCUUGGAAGCGGGAGCGGGUGCAGGGCCCCAGGAGGCGCCGGUGGAGCCCGAUCGCGACGGCCCCAGAGAAGAAGAUGAACCCAAGCUGGUGCCUGGCCCUCAGGUCCCCCUCACCUCCAGCCAGUCUGUACAGACUUGCUGCCUGCUAUGUCACCGGGAACGCAAAGGCUGGGAAGAAGGCCCUUCACAAAAUGGACUGGUGUUGCAGGGUGAAAAGCUACCCCCUGACUUCAUGCCAAAGCUCGUCAAGAAUCUCCUAGGCGAGGUGCCUCUGUGGGUCUGCCAGAGUUGCCGAAAGAGCAUGGAGGAAGAUGAAAGGCAGACAGGUCGAGAACAUGCAGUGGCGAUCUCCUUGUCACAUACAUCCUGUAAGUCACAGUCUUGUGGGGGUGACUCUCAUUCCUCCUCGUCUUCCUCUUCAUCAUCCUCAUCAUCCUCCUCCUCCUCCUCCUGCCAUGGGAACUCAGGGGACUGGGAUCCCAGCUCAUUCCUGUCGGCACAUAAGCUCUCGGGCCUCUGGAACUCCCCACACACCAGUGGGGUCUUGCCUGGCAGCUCACUUGAGAGCCCUCCUGCCAUCCCCGGUGAGGCUUUCCCCAUCUCGGAGCACCACCAGCACUCAGACCUCACUGCUCCUCCUAACAGCCCCACUGGCCACCACCCCCAGCCAGCAUCUUUUAUCCCUUCUCACCCCAGCUCCUUCAGCUCACCUCCCCACCCACACCUCAUGCCUACCACCCCAGCAGCAUCUUUCCCCGCCCAGGCUUCGGAGUGCCCUGUGGCUGCCGCCGCCACUGCUCCCCACCCACCAGGGACAUGUCAGAGCCCCCACCUGCCCUCCACCAGCAUGCCACUCCUGAAGAUGCCUCCACCAUUCUCAGGAUGCACCCACCCCUGCAGCGGGCACUGCAGUGGGCCUCUCCUCCCACCACCAAACUCUCAGCCAGUCCCUAGCACUCACAGGGACCCCGGGUGCAAGGGGCACAAGUUUGCACACAGUGGCCUCGGCUGCCCACUGCCCCAGCCCUGCGAAGCAGAUGAGGGGCUGGGUGAGGAAGAGGACAGCAGCUCCGAACGCAGCUCCUGCACCUCGACCUCCACCCAUCAGAGAGACGGGAAGUUUUGCGACUGUUGCUACUGUGAGUUCUUCGGCCACAAUGCGCCACCCGCUGCCCCGACGAGUCGGAAUUAUACUGAGAUCCGGGAGAAGCUCCGCUCAAGGCUGACCAGGCGGAAAGAGGAGCUGCCUAUGAAGGGGGGCACCCUGGGCGGGAUCCUUGGGGAGCCUGCCGUGGACCACCGAGAUGUGGAUGAGCUGCUGGAAUUCAUCAACAGCACGGAGCCCAAAGUCCCCAACAGCGCCAGGGCCGCCAAGCGGGCCCGGCACAAGCUGAAAAAGAAGGAAAAAGAGAAGGCCCAGUUGGCAGCAGAAGCUCUGAAGCAGGGGACUCGUGUUUCUGGAAGCCAGGAGCCAAGGCCUGCCAGGGAGAGGCUGUUGGAGUGGCCUGACCGGGAAUUGGAUCGGGUCAACAGCUUUCUGAGCAGCCGUCUGCAAGAGAUCAAGAACACUGUCAAGGACUCUAUCCGCGCCAGCUUCAGCAUGUGUGAGCUCAACAUGGACAGCAAUGGCUUCUCAAAGGAGGUAGCUGCCGAGCCUGAGCCCCAGACUUUACCCCCCUCAAACCUUAAUGGCUCCUCAGAGCAACGGCCUGACAUCAACCUUGACCUGUCCCCUUUGACUUUGGGCUCCUCCCAGGGCCACACAUUACAAGCUACAGGUGAGCCAGCCCCACCAUGGGCAGAAAUGAGAGGCCCCCACCCACCAUGGACAGAGGUGAGGGGCCCUCCUCCUGGUAUCACCCCUGAGAAUGGGCUAGUAAGGAGACUCAGUACUGUGCCCAAUCUGUCCAGGGUGAUUUGGGUCAAGACACCCAAGCCGGGCAACCCUAAUUCUGAGGAGCCAAGUUCAAAGGAGAUCCCAAGAUGCAAGCAGGAGCUACCUGAGCCUGUGGCUACAGGUGGAAAGCCACGUAAGGGCAAGAGACAGGGCAGUCAGGCUAAGAAGAGCGAGGCAAGCCUGGGCCCCCGGCCCCCAACCAGCAUAGAGACCCCCAGUAUGAAGAGCCACAUGUCUAGUCCCAAACAUCUAGGCAAGGGCCCAGAGCCACCCAAAAUGGGCAGCUGCUUCGAAGCUGAAGAGGGUACCCAGGGAAGCCGGCCAGGACCAGGUUGGGCUGAUAGCUCCAAAACUGAGAAGGAAAAGUGCAUCUCCUGGAGGAACUGGCCAGAUGAGGCCAAGGUACGGCCUCCAGAGCAGGAGUCUGUGCAGCCUCCAGGCCCAGCAAGGCUACAGAGCUUGCCCCAGGGCAAGGGCCGCAGUCGCCGGAGUCGCAACAAGCAGGAGAAGUCGGCCUCCUCGUUGGACGAUGUAUUCCUGCCCAAGGACAUGGAUGGGGUGGAGAUGGAUGAGACUGACCGCGAGGUGGAGUAUUUCAAGAGCAGGGCCAUGUUGUACAAAGAUCUGAGAGUGAAAGAAGUAGAGCAUACUUGGGGGAUCAAAAGCAGUCCAGUCCAGUACAGCUAGAAAGUGGAGCAAGGUGAGCGGGGAACUUGUAUUUCAAAGUGGUCU
Molecule: messenger RNA, 2813 nt
Organism: Octodon degus (degu)
Lineage: Eukaryota; Metazoa; Chordata; Mammalia; Rodentia; Octodontidae
Gene: Fam193b
Product: family with sequence similarity 193 member B
Exons: 9
Coding region: 78-2768 (896 amino acids)
Cellular component (GO): nucleus; cytoplasm
Source: RefSeq, a predicted model, not a curated record